Messenger RNA from Culicoides brevitarsis, 5482 nucleotides. Its product is annotated as toll-like receptor Tollo. NCBI's taxonomy places the organism in Eukaryota, Metazoa, Arthropoda, Insecta, Diptera, Ceratopogonidae. The record is from RefSeq and is a predicted model, not a curated record. Gene Ontology annotation, cellular component: extracellular matrix. Gene Ontology annotation, molecular function: protein binding. Gene Ontology annotation, biological process: signal transduction. The transcript has a single exon. Bases 148 to 4248 code for a protein of 1366 amino acids.
UACGUAAAUAAAUAAAAAAAAUAUAAAAUAAAAUAAAAAGUGGAAAAAGCCAUGCAAAAAAUUGCUUGACAAAUGCACUUGUAAUAAAAAAAAAUAAAAAGGAGUAAAAAAUAAUGAAAAAUAAAAAAUAAUGAGAAGAAGAAAAAUAUGACUAGAAAAAAAUAUUGUGAAUCGCCAAGUCGUGUGCUGGCGAAACUACUGUUGCUAAUAACUCUCAACCUAAAUCAUGUCAACUGUUAUCGCACAAGCCCAUUACAAUCACGCACCUUCGUUGGCAGCACAAGCAACGGCAAUGCGCCAUCCACAACACCCUUGCCAAAGGCAUGUAUCUGGAAUGCGAACAACGGUAACAACGGCGAACAUGUGGAAAACACGGAGAAAAGUAUGUUGUGUCGAAUGAAGUCAUUAUCGAAAACAGACGGCGUUCUUGCGAACCUAAGUUUAUCGAAUUUAAACAAUUUGCACAAACUCAAGUUGGAAUGUAGCGACACAGCGAUGUACGAAAGCACAUUAGAGUCUACCGCAACUCCAAGCGGAUAUUUUUUGGCAGGCUUCAAACAAUUACGACAUCUCGAUAUUGAGUCGUGUAAAUUGCGAUAUGUGCCUGCGUUGGUAUUUGCGGGACUCAGUUCGCUAACGACACUUGUACUUCGAACACGAAAUACCGAUUGGAAUUUGAAUCUCGAGUUGCAUCACGAUUCGUUUCGCGGACUUACAGAAGUGCGUGAUUUGAGUCUCGCUGAAAAUGGGAUUUAUGAAGUGCCAAAAGAAGUAUUUUGCCCGAUGUAUUCGUUGCGUGCACUGAAUCUCUCAAGAAAUCAUUUUAACGACGUAACGCAAUUGCUUUUCUCUGAUUGGGGCAAAGGACCUUCGGCGCCCGGCAAAGCAUGCAAUACAGCUUUGGAGAAACUCGAUUUGAGCAAUAACGACAUUACAAUAUUGCCGGAUAAUAGUUUCACGGCGUUACGAUCUCUGACAAUUCUGCAUUUGGAGAAUAAUUUGUUGACUGAAGUUGCGGAUCGAUCGUUUGUUGGUCUCGUCGCUUUGCAAUUACUCAACAUGUCAAAUAAUAAAAUUAUCGCAUUACCUCCAGAAUUGUUUCAAUCAUCACGCAAAAUUCGUCAAAUAUUUUUACAAAAUAAUUCGAUUGCUGUGCUUGCACCUGGCUUACUCGAAGGUCUCGAUCAACUGGAAGUACUUGACUUGAGUAAGAAUGCGUUGAAUAGCGAAUGGAUAAAUCGUGAUACGUUUGCCGGGCUUAUCCGAUUGCUCGAUCUCAACUUGAGCAACAAUAAAAUUGAUCGGAUCGACAGACACGUCUUCCGCGGGCUUUACAGCUUGCAACAACUUGAUUUGGGACAAAAUCUCAUCGAAAAACUCAGCGACAAUUCCUUCACGGAUCUCAAAAAUUUGAAUAGUUUGAUAUUAUCGAACAAUCGUUUGAAGGCAGUUAACCAAUUUGACUUCUCCGAAUUGUAUGUACUGAAAUUAUUGUGGCUCGACAGCAAUUAUAUCACAAAUAUACACGAACGUGCAUUCGAAAAUCUCACACAUUUGCACGAUUUGGGCUUGAAUGAUAAUAAACUCGAAGAGAUUCCUUCUAACAUGAAAUCUCUGAGAUUUUUAAAGUCACUCGAUUUGGGAAAAAAUCAAAUUUCUGACAUCAAUGUGGAUGCCUUCGAAGGUCUUGAAGAGUUGCUCGGAUUAAGACUGACUGACAAUUUAAUUGGAAAUAUUUCACGUGAUACUUUCAGUGACUUGCCUUCAUUGCGUGUGCUGAAUUUGGCUUCCAACAAAAUUCGCCAUAUUGAUCAAAGUGCAUUUAUAUCGAAUCCAAGUAUCACAGGCAUUCGUCUCGACAACAAUUUACUCGAAGAUAUUUCGGGAGUAUUUACAUCGCUUUCAACGCUCGUUUGGCUUAACGUUUCUGAUAAUAAAUUAGCCAUGUUCGAUUACUCGCAUUUCCCCGACUCGCUGCAAUGGCUCGACAUUCAUCUCAACGAAAUUAACGAGCUUGGAAAUUAUUUCAACAUUCGUACGGGAGUCAGUAUUAAAAUGCUUGACGUCAGCUAUAAUCGCAUUACGAAGCUCAAUGCCAAGUCAAUCCCCGAUAAUAUCGAAAAUUUCUUCAUUAACAACAACUUAAUCGACGUCAUCGAACCAGGCACUUUUGUUCACAAAACAAAUUUAACGAAAGUAAUUUUGUCGGGAAAUCUCAUUCAAAAUUUGGAAAUGUCAGCGUUAACAUUACCCGUUGUUCCUGAAUAUCGCAACAUUCCUGAAUUCUAUCUCGCCAACAAUUUGUUCCAUUGUGACUGUAAACUCGAGUGGCUUCAUCGCAUCAACGAUUUGUCAUAUCUCCGUCAAUAUCCAAAAGUUAAUGACUUGGAUGAGAUUAAAUGUAGUGUCGAGCAUACUCGUAGCAACGAUCAACGACUUCUUGUCGAACUCAGUAGUCAAGAUUUCUUGUGCAAAUACGAUCAACAUUGCUUCGCGCUGUGCCAUUGUUGUGAAUUUGAUGCUUGCGAUUGUAAAAUGACGUGCCCAAAAGGAUGCACUUGUUAUCACGAUCCCGCAUGGAAUGGAAAUAUCGUCGAUUGUGGCAAUGCACAUCUUAAAGAAGUGCCCAAAAAGAUUCCCAUGGAUGUAACUGACUUGUAUCUCGACGGUAAUAGUUUCGAGAGCUUGCCAAGUCACCAAUUUAUCGGAAAGAAAAAGCUUCAACGACUUUAUUUGAAUAACAGUUUGAUUGAAACGCUUGAGCCAAAAGUCUUCAAUGGCUUAACGAAUUUAGUUGCAUUACAUUUGGAGGACAAUGCCAUCAGCGAAGUGCGUCAAAGUGAUAUUGGUCAAUUGCCCAAUUUAGUCGAAUUAUAUCUCGGGGAAAAUGGCAUCAAACGAAUUCCUGAAGGGCUGUUUUCUCGCAUGACUAACUUGCAAGUGUUGGAUCUGCAAGGAAAUGGCAUUCAAGAUUUCAAGCCAUGGGAACAACUUUCAAUUUUGGAUGGCUCCCUGAAAAAAGUCAAUUUAAAAGGUAAUCAGCUGAGUUGUGAUUGUAAAAAUGACGCAAUGAAAACAUGGUACGAGCAAUGGAGUAAAAAUGCCGAAGAACUCAUGUGCUCCAACAAAAAAUUGCUAUCUACAGUCGUUCAAUCGUGCGACACAAAUGCCAUAAAAAAUCCCGGGCCCGUUGCGACGCCCACUGUUCAACGUACUCUAAUUCCCGACAUAAAUAUGUUUUCGGAUGGCUACCUGCCGUUCCUGAUAGCUGUGAUCAUAGGUAUAGUUUUAACAUUAUUAAUAAUCACUUUGGUGUUUGCGUUUCGCAAUGAAUUUCGGCUGUGGGCAUACUCGAAAUAUGGCGUGCGUCUUCGCAAAGAUCCUCUCACGGCACUCGAAAAGUGCGAAGACAACGAGAAGCUGUACGACGCUUACGUAAUUUACAGUGCCGACGACACAGAUUCUUUACAACGAGAAUUCACGUCGGAAUUGGAGCACAUGGGAUACUCCCUUUGCCUGCAUUAUCGCGACUUGCAUUCGCAAAACUACCUUGCAGAUACGCUACACAGCGCUGCCGAUGCUUCGCGCAAAAUUAUCAUCUUCUUGUCAAUUAAUUUCCUCCGCAUGGAAUGGAGUCAUCCGGAAUUUCAUGCAGCAUUGCAGUCAGUACUUGAAUUAAUUCGACCAACACGACGACAACACAAAAUUAUUCUCAUCACGACGUGCCCGAGCAAUGUGAUAUUAAUGGAUCCCAUACUGGAUGUCUUGGCACGCACUUGUACCGUCAUCAGUUGGGAAGAUCGUCGUUUUUGGGACAAACUACGAUUCGCCAUGCCCGAUAUCACGGCAAAUAGUGCUGCUGCCAUGUCGGGAAAUAAACAUCAUAACAACAAAAAUGUGAUAAAAGCACAAAAUUUACGUUACGGUCCAACGCCGACUUUACAGCAUGGUACAUGGCGUCCUCAUCAUGCUCCUUCAAACAUCCAAUUAGCGCCUCACAUUUCCCCGAGUAACAGUAAUUGUCCCACGGAAGACGAACUUUCGUCAACUGCUUCGUCGCAGCAUUAUGAAAGCCCGACACAUCAUCGAACUCCUACUUACGUUUACGAUACGGGACGUCGCUCGACGAAUCAUGUUUACUCUACCAUUCCCGAGGGUCAAUAUCCGCCAACGAUGCCAUCAGCUCCCUACCAUACCACAAAUACCAGAAGUCAAUCACGUCAAAGUAAUCGCCCGUGUUUCGUCUAAAAAGUGAAACAAUUAACGAAUUUUAGAAGUCUAGAACAAUUAACAUGUUUUGUAAAUAGCACAAAUUUGAGACAACAAAGCGAUAAGAGAACUUUGACGAGCGAUGAGGAUUACGAUGAAAGGUCAAUGAAUGCAUUAAAAACAAUAUACACGCAUCAACUGUCUGACUUGUAUACUAAAUACGCGACUUAAUUAGAAAAAUGAAAGAAAAAAAGAACAAGAAAUCAGGUUUCUUCCUUAUAUAAUUAUCACAGAGAGAUAUUCAACGUACCGAGAGUUACUUAACAAACGUCUUCUAAUUACAUUGUUAAACAAACCAAACAAAGCUAUUAUGUUAUAUUACAUUUUUUUACAUACAUACAUUUUCCAUACCAUAGCGCAGAGUCGGGAGAAGAAGACGAUAUUCAAUUACUCACAUUUAAUUAUUUGAAUGUUAUUUAACGUUUCUUUUGUAUAAUUUUUUAUUUUUAUUCUUGCUUUGUAUGCCUACAUGGACUUCAUGCAUUCAAAAUCAUUUAAACGGCACAAAUUGACUCUCUCGUGGUCGUCUUACUACGAACCAUGCUAAAAAGACGAAGAAGAGAAAAAAAAAUUAAAAAUAUUAUUCAUGCAGGAACAAAAAAAAAUAAUACGAAGAAAUAACUUACGGUUUAAUAGAAAAAUAUUCAUGGCAUGACACGGUAAACAACUUUAGGUCAUAUUAUUUUAUUUGAAAAAAUAAUUUCAUUGCACUGAUGGACAAUGAGCUUGUAGCGAGAAUGUCAUGGAAUUUGGCAUUGAAAUUGUUCAAUUAAAAUUUCUUUCAAAUGUCUCUAAUUUUAUUUAACUGAAAAACAUUCAAAAACGUCAAUUUAACGAAAUUUAACAAAACAAAAAUACAUUUUUUUAAAAAAAAUAUACAGAGACAGAUGAGGAGGUAACAUAAACAAAAAACACACUGAAAUUAACACAAAAGACAACCACACCACAUAAAAAUUGUAAAAAUAUUACAAUACAUACUUUAUACUUUGUUUUCUUUCAAAAUCAUCCAUUUGGAAUACAUUUUCUUCUCCUAUAAAGAUAAUGAAUGUCGUAAAAUAAAAUUAUUACUAUUUUUCAUCAAUGCAACAAAUGACCCGGUAGUCAGUAUUCAUUCAAUUUUUUUCAAGUAUUUACUGCGAAGACGACGACUAAUUAUAGCUUGGUAUUGAAAUUUAAACAGAUAAUUAAUAGGGAAAGAGACGUUUGUUAAAUA